AAAAAGUAUUCGCAUCAUUUUAGAGCUCCGAUAUUUGACAACAUCGGAGAUGAAAGUCUGGGACAGUUAGUGUAUCAACGGCUUUGAACUUCAAGCACAUGUAGAGGGUGGCAUAUCGAUUAAGUAACGGGUGCAGAAUACGUUGAGGAAAUAGUAUAUUAUGUGAAAAUGUGGUGGUGUUUUAUAUGUUUGGUGGUGGCCGUGGGUGCUGUGGAUCUACCUGAUUUGGAAAACCUUACUACCACUAAUGAAUCGUUUGUGAUACACACUGAGCCGCUAAGAAAUAGUUUUCCCAAAAUAUUACCGGACUGUCAAGAUUGUGCAUGUGGCGAGCGCAACGAGGAGCCGCGCGUAGUGGGCGGCGCGGAGGCGAGCGUGAACGCGUUCCCGUGGCUCGCGCGCCUCAUCUACCACAAGAUAUCUCACUCAUGUGGCGAGCGCAACGAUGAGCCGCGAGUGGUUGGCGGCGCGGAGGCCAGCGUGAACGCGUUCCCUUGGCUCGCGCGCCUCAUCUACCACAAGAUGUCUCACUCAUGUUGCGAGCGCAACGAGGAGCCGCGCGUAGUGGGCGGUACCGAGGCCAGCGUGAACGCGUUCCCGUGGCUCGCGCGCCUCAUCUACCACAAGAUGUCUCACUCAUGUGGCGAGCGCAACGAGGAGCCGCGCGUAGUGGGCGGUACCGAGGCCAGCGUGAACGCGUUCCCGUGGCUCGCGCGCCUCAUCUACCACAAGAUGUCUCACUCAUGUGGCGAGCGCAACGAGGAGCCGCGCGUAGUGGGCGGUACCGAGGCCAGCGUGAACGCGUUCCCGUGGCUCGCGCGCCUCAUCUACCACAAGAUGUCUCACUCAUGUGGCGAGCGCAACGAGGAGCCGCGCGUAGUGGGCGGUACCGAGGCCAGCGUGAACGCGUUCCCGUGGCUCGCGCGCCUCAUCUACCACAAGAGCUUCGGCUGCGGCGCCUCGCUCAUCAACGAUAGAUAUGUCGUUACUGCUGCUCAUUGUGUUAAAGGAUUCAUGUGGUUCAUGUUCCGCGUGUCGUUCGGCGAGCACGACCGCUGCGACACGAAGCGCGAACCGAACAUUCGCUUCGUGGUGAAGAUGGUGGUUCACGACUUCACUCUGAAGGAGCUCAGCAACGACAUCUCUCUGCUGCAGCUGAACGAGCCUGUGGCGUACUCGCACUCGGUGCGCCCGGUGUGUCUGCCGCCUGCGGAUGCUUCCACCUUCGCCGGCACCCGAGCCACAGUGGCGGGCUGGGGCGCCGUGGCCGAGACCGGCAAGUGGUCGUGCCAGCUGCUGGAGGCCGACCUGCCCGUGCUCAGCAACGACGCCUGUCGCGCCACCAAGUAUAAUGAGACUAAGAUUAAGGACGUCAUGAUGUGUGCUGGGUACCCUGAGACGGCGCAUAAGGAUGGGUGUACUGGUGACAGUGGAGGCCCAUUGGUUGCCGAAAAUACUGAGAACCAGUAUGAACUUAUAGGCAUCGUUUCCUGGGGAUACGGAUGCGCCAGAAAAGGUUACCCAGGAGUUUACACAAGAGUCACGAAGUAUCUAGAUUGGAUCAAAAGUAACACUGAAAAUGGUUGUUACUGUAAAUAUUUGAAUUAUAGAAUGUGUUUUUUCAAAUGGAAAUUGUGUUCGGUUUUGACUUUUAUGUGCAUUGUCGGUUUUGUGGUUUGUGUUAAUGAAACGCUGAAAAAGAUCGAAGAUGACCCGGAAUAUGCUGAAAGACGAAAGUGUGACUGCCGCUGCGGCGAGCGCAACGAGGCGUCCCGCAUCGUGGGCGGGCAGGAGACGGGCGUGAACGAGUUCCCGUGGGUGGCGCGCCUGUCCUACCUCGACAAGUUCUACUGCGGCGGCAUGCUGGUCAACGACAGAUACGUGCUGACCGCCGCGCAUUGUGUUAAAGGGCUCAUGUGGUUCAUGAUCCGGGUGACGCUGGGCGAGCAUGGCCGGUGCAACGAGUCGGUCCGCCCGGAGACCCGGUUCGUCGUCCGGGUCGUCUCGCACAACUUCUCCUACCAUACGUUUAAGAACGAUAUUGCCUUGCUCGAGCUGAACGAGAGGGUCAAUAUCAGUGAAACUGUGAAGCCGGUGUGUUUGCCGCAUAAUGAUGAGAACUCGUACGCCGGCGCGACAGGCAUCGCCGCCGGGUGGGGGUCCAUAAACGAGAACAAGAACCACUCCUGUGUUCUACAAGAUGUAGAGGUUCCGCUGCUCAGCAACCAGGACUGUAGGAACACCAAGUACGACAAGGAGAUGAUCUCUGAUGACAUGAUCUGUGCCGGAUACCCUGAUAAGGGGAAGAAGGAUACUUGCCAGGGUGACAGUGGUGGUCCAUUAACAGUUGAAAGAGGAGACAAACGAUAUGAAUUAGUUGGAGUGGUCUCGUGGGGCAUCGGGUGCGGGCGCGUGGGCUACCCCGGCGUGUACACGCGGGUCACCAAGUACCUGUACUGGAUCCGGCACAAUGCGCGCCGCGGCUGCUUCUGCUCAGACUGACCGGGUUAUAGUUGGAUUAGGGUGAGGUCCAUUGGUGCGUUGAGCUGCGUCGUGGUCCUUAAUCAACGGUCGUC
Plutella xylostella (diamondback moth) is the source of this 2576-nucleotide messenger RNA. Lineage: Eukaryota; Metazoa; Arthropoda; Insecta; Lepidoptera; Plutellidae. The record is from RefSeq and is a predicted model, not a curated record.